Messenger RNA from Pantherophis guttatus, 1657 nucleotides. NCBI's taxonomy places the organism in Eukaryota, Metazoa, Chordata, Lepidosauria, Squamata, Colubridae. The record is from RefSeq and is a predicted model, not a curated record.
UUCCACUGAUUCUUUGUGCAUAGAUCCAUUUCUUUCUUGUCUUUUCUUUGUCUAGGUCACGCUGCUUGCCCAUUUCUGCCAAGGUCUUUCUCUCUACAUUUUACAACCAUUUUCUGCUUUCAUGGCCACUUCUCCCAUCAGUGCAUCAGGGACAGAACUUGUGUCAUGAAGCAUGACUCACAUCGAGAUAUUUACGACUAAAACUUGGCUACUGCAGGCAACCCUGUGUAUGGGUCUCGACUAAAGGGAAUAAAUAACUGGUACUUGUUGGGUUUUUGGCAUUCUCUGAGGAUGAACUGUUAAAUACACUGAAGAGACCAAAUGGGUCACAAAAAGCCACCUGGACAUCAUUCAAAGAAACACCAUGAUGAGGAGAAAGGAGAAGAUUCAAAGAAACACCAUGAUGAGGAGAAAGGAGAAGAUUCAAAGAAAGACCAUGAUGAGGAGAAAGGAGAAGGCUCAAAGAAAGAAGCUCAUGAAAAGAAAAAACAUGAACGACAUGAAGAAGGCCCAAAGAAACCUCAUGAAGCAAAGAAACAUCGACCACCACCAAUUCCUGGUGAAGAAGAGAUAGUGAAAGAAAAGAAAAAAGAAAAAUCACACAAAGCUCAUGCCCCCGAUGAUGAAGAAAAACCAAAAUCAGAAAAACCACACAAAGGUCACAAAUCAAAACAUCCACCACCACCACCACCGCCGCCACCACCACCCACUCUUAAAACCGUGGUAAUACGAUUCCUCAUAGGACACGACUGCGCCACAAUAUGUCUUAUACUUAACUUCUUCCUUAUUGUCAUCACUUUGUGGAUGGCCAUUCUGGUGCAGCAAGAAGAGAUGAAAUAUGAGCCUCUUCGUAAGGCAAUACAGAACAUUAGGAAGUUCAUGGUUGCACAGAAUCCUGACCUUAAGGUAUUUAGUGAUGUUGAUAUAAUCCUGGAAGCUGAAAAGCUUGCAACUCAACUGUUGCCAUGGUCUACAAAGCUCAAUGAAAUUGAAGCUGAGAUUACUAACAUUCAAUUCAAAUUGGAUCAUAACUGGAUGGCAUAUGAAGGACACCUUUAUUUAUUACAUGACCAGUUAGGUAUCCAGCUUCAGAUAAAAGACUAUUGUCAAGGACAAAAAGCUGCACUUAUUUCAAGUAUAAGUGAGGAAGAGGAGAAGUUCUUAGAAGAAGAACUUAAAAAAAAAAAGCAAGGCCCUUACUUCAUCGGAUUGGUCUAUAGGUACAACACUGGAAACUGGCAGUGGUAUGAUAUUGGAAAUGUACCUGAAAAACAAUACUGGAAGCCCGGAGAAGAACAUAACACUAGAAAAGGACUUUGUGCAGGAAUUCAGAAUGAAUGUCUUACCCCACUAAAAUGUUGGGUCGUAAUGGAAUGUUUCAAGCCAGGAAGAGGGAUUUGCAAGCAGAAACCUGUGGCCAAAUGGAUGACCUAAUUAUUUGCUGAAUGUUGCACAAAAUUGUAUUUGAUGAACUCAGUGAGAAAAAAAUGCCAAUCGGUGAAGCAGCCUCUUAAAAACAGUUGCCCCAGUCAGCCACUGUGGCAGCAUGAAAGAAUUCCAGACUUUGACUUCCGCUUCCAAACACCUUUUCCAUCCAGACUUUUCAGAGAUGAAAGACACUGUCUUAUUUAGCAAAUAAAAAAGAAUCAAAAAAGAA